UACAGCGCGCAUUUCAAUCGUUCCGGUUGUUUCAUGUUUUGUCACGAUUUGAUUCAAUUUCAAUGUGAUUCGUUUUGUUGGACUUAGAGAGUAAGUACGAAUUUCGUGAUACUUUUUAACACUUCGCGAUAAUGUCCACAAUUUGCAAAUUGGAAAUACGUGGCAUCCGUAGUUUUGGUGUGGAAAGUGAAGAUGUUCAGAAAAUCAAAUUUCAAUCCCCACUGACGUUGAUUGUCGGUCAGAAUGGUUGUGGAAAAACAACCAUCAUCGAAUGUUUGAAGUACGGGCUGACCGGCGAGGUUCCCCCGGGAACGGACCGCGGCAAGGCGUUUGUUCACGAUCCGAAAAUUUUCCACACCGUCGAAAGCAUGGGACAGGUCAAGCUAAUGGUGAAGGAUUUCACCGGGAACCGGGUUACCGCGACACGUUCGAUGAAAGUGUCCCACAAAGGGAAUACCAAACAGCCGAAGUUUGAAACGUUGGAUUCGGUGGUCACGAUGGAAAAUACGACCGGACAAAAGACGAACCUAUCCCGGCCGAGGGUGGCCGAUAUCAACAACGAUAUGUGCGAUGCGAUGGGCGUUUCGAAAGCCAUCAUCAACAAUGUGAUCUUCUGUCACCAGGAGGACUCGAACUGGCCGCUAGAGGAACCGAAGGAACUGAAGAAAAAAUUCGAUGCCAUUUUCGGAACAACCGAGUACAAUCGGGUAAUAGAAAAGUUGAUUAAGAUUUCAAAGGAGUACAAGGACCGACAGAAGGAGAAACUCGGUGAUUUGAAGCUGCUGAGUAACAUCAAGGGCCAGGCCGAAAUGAAGCAAGUGCAGCUCGAAAAAGCCGAUAAAAAGAAAACUGAAUUGAGUUUGGUGGUGGAAAGCUUGGAAGGAUCGUUGAAACCGAUCUUCGAACGUCUGGAUCAAAUCGCCAAGAUCGAACGUGAUUAUUCCAAGCUGAAGCAGCAGGAAACGGAAUACAAAUCAAAGAUCAGUACCAAGGAAGAUCAACAGAAUUCGCUUCGCUCCAAGAUACGUAGUCUGUUCGGCGGAACGCUGCCGGAGUUGGAAGUAGAAAUUCGCACUUUCCAACAGUCCAUGAAAAUCAAACGUUCGGAAUUACGCGAUGCCGAAGCCGAUCUGGCUUCCCGCAAAAAUCAGGAAAAAUUGUUGCGAACGAAACUACAGGAUUUAGAAUCCCGACGCGUGCAGCUAAUUACCAAGCGUCAGCAAGAGCAGGAACUGAUUGGUGAGCGUGGGAAAAAAAUUGUGGAACUGUGUGAGCGAAUGAAGCUGCCGGCUAGCGGAGAUUACGAAACUACCGAAGGUCCCGAAUUGGACGGUGCUCUGAAGGCCAUCAAACACGGUAUCCGCUCGGAGGAAAGUGAACUGCAGGCAAUGGCCAAAGCGCACGACGAGGUCGACCAGAAAGCCCAGAAGGCAAUCGAUCGGUUGCGAGAUGAAAAAACCCAACUGGAAGCAGAUUUUCGGCUGAAGGGACAAAUGGUGACCGACUUCGCUCGGGAGAAAGCCAAAACACAAUCCGAAAUUACUUCGAUCGAACGGUCGGCCGAAGUGCUCAAGAAGUUGGUGGGAGAAAUUGAAAAACUGGAAAAAGAAUACGAAAAUCAGAAGGCGAAUUCCAACGUGGACGGGAUGCGGCGGACACUGGCAGACAAGAAGAUCAAACGGGAAGAGCUCCAGGAAAAGCUGGACAAGGUGGAGGAGCAAAUUUCCGCUUUGGAUGCCGUCGCCGCCAAAGCGACCGAACUUAGUUUGAAAGAGCAGCAGCUGAACGGAAAGGAAUCCGAGUUCAGAAGAGUUCGCAACAAACAUUCGGACAAUUUGAAGCGUCUGUUUCCGACCAGAACCAUCGAAACCAACUUCAAACGCAACGUUCAGGAUUUGUACGACGACCUCCAGCGGCAGAUCAAACACCUGAACGAAUCGAUGCGUCAGUCGCAGGUAAUCGUGACGGAGAUGGAAACGACCCGGCGCUCUCAGAAGCGAGAUCUCGAGCGAAUGGAGAAAGAGCUCACCGAAAACAAGGAUAAAAUUUACUCCGCCUGUCAGGGCAAUCCGUACGAUGAGGUGCUGGCGAAGCUGAAGGAGAAGAUCACCAAAAACAAUCUGGAGCACGGCGAGUUGCGCUCGGCGGAGGUCCUCUACAAGAAGUACAUCUCCCGCAUCGAGGCGGACAGCUGUUGUCCGGUUUGUCACAAAGAAAUGGUCGGUUCGGAUGUGCAGGACGUCAGUUCGGAGCUUUCGGACGAAAUUCGACGGAUGCCGGAGAAAAUCGAAGCGCUCGAACGGCAGCUGAAAGCAGAUCAAGCAAAGUACGAUCGAAUGUUGGCGCUUCAGCCAUAUUCGGAAUUGGUGGAAAAACAAUCGACGGACAUUGUUAAACUAAAGCAGCAGCUUAAAAACACCGAGAGUCGUCUGUCGGAGGCAUCGGCCGAAUUGGAGGAAUGCCAGAUGGCAAUUAUUGAACCCGGUUCCAGCGCACAGUUGAUCAAUUCCAUUCUCGGUGAUAUGAGCAUUCUGGAUGAAUCGGCUAAAGAUUUGGAACGGGGACGGAAAGCCGUUGCCGAGCUGAAACAAGAACUCGCAGAACGGACUCCACAAGGUACGCGUAGUUCUUCACUGGAGGAUUUAAAGCUCGAACGGGAGGCUCUCCGGGGUGAGCUGCGAAGUGAACGCAACUCGAUCGAUGCCCUGCAGAACAAGAUCGACAAAGAAACUGCCCGGCUGAAUGAACUUCACCAACAGUUCAAUCAGAUGAAGGAGAAAAAAAUUCAACUGCAGGAGUCGGUACAAUCGUUGGAUCAGAAGAAGGCCAAAGAGAAGGAACUGGGUGAGAAAAUUGCUGUUUGCCAGCAGGAGAUGAACGAAGCGGAACGGAAGCUUGUUCCCGUUCGAAUGCAACUGAGCACCGAAGAAGACGCCAAAAUUAAGAAGAAAGAGGAAAACAGACUUACGAUGAGCAAAGCUCAGUUGGCACUGGAACGGCUCAAACGAAUGGACGGGGACAUUUCGCGACUGGGCAGUGAGCUGGUGGCCCUUGCCAAGCUUCGUUUACACGAUGAGAUACAGAAAAUGGAACGGAAGCUCAACGAAGCCGCCGAAGAAACGAAACAGAUAACCAGUGACAUCGAGGAAGCUAGUGCCCGUAUCGAUGAGUUGAAGAAGGACAUCUCCAAUCAGGACAUGAUAGAGCGUGACUUUCUGGAUAACCGGGAUCUGAAGAAGAUUUUCGCAGAAACGGAGAUUCUACGGGAGAAAUUGGAUGCGCUCAUGCGAAGCAUUGGAGAUCUGAACGCUCCGAAUGUUGCCCAGGAGCGCAACAAUCUGCUCGAACAACGGGACACCAUUCAGGCAAAGAAAAGUGAAAUUACCGGUCAGAUUAACGAACUGGAAAGUCAGGCUCAAUCGCUGCGCAAAGAGAUGGAGCAACCGGUGUUUAAAAAUGCCGUACGGAACUAUCUGAAAACGUUCGGAGAGUCGGUUGUGAUUGAGAAAUUGAUCAGCGACAUACUGAAGUACCGGGAUGCUUUGGAUUGGGCCCUGAUGAAGUAUCACGCCGAAAAGAUGGAGCAGAUUAACCGUUCGAUAUUCUCACUGUGGAGGGAUAUUUACCGUGGGAACGAUAUCGACUACAUCUGCAUUAAAACGGAGGACGAAUCGAAAGCGGAGAGUAAAACAUCGGAGAGACGUCGGGCCUACAAUUAUCGGGUGGUGCAGGCCAAGAACGACGUGGAAAUCGAUAUGCGAGGCCGGUGCAGUGCCGGACAGAAGGUGCUGGCUUCGCUGAUCAUUCGCAUGGCACUGGCCGAAACGUUCAGCAACAACUGCGGUGUGAUGGCGCUCGAUGAACCGACGACUAAUCUGGAUCGGGAAAAUAUUGCUUCCCUGUGCGAGAGUUUGCGAAGUAUCGUCACGGAACGGGAGAGUGGUAAUUUCCUACUGAUCAUCAUUACCCACGAUGAGGAAUUCGUUACCAGUCUGGAGAAGUUUGACACCUAUUAUCGAAUUUCCCGGGAUAAGAAUGGAAAAUCCGUAAUUAAAGAGGAACAACUUUAAAAUUUGCGGCUUUAACUAACCUUACAAACAUUUCAACUCUUUUGGCUUUGCAUUGGCUUGUUUCUAGUUAAAUUUCAUUGAAUUGUUACCUGUUUUUUAUGUUAAUAUUCUUUCAAUAAACAUACUGUAUUCCAUUUGAU
Malaya genurostris is the source of this 4210-nucleotide messenger RNA. It is a transcript of the gene rad50, whose product is annotated as DNA repair protein RAD50. Gene Ontology annotation, biological process: telomere maintenance via telomerase; telomere maintenance via recombination; double-strand break repair. The transcript has 6 exons. The coding region runs from base 132 to 4070 and encodes 1312 amino acids. Gene Ontology annotation, cellular component: Mre11 complex; condensed nuclear chromosome; nucleus. Lineage: Eukaryota; Metazoa; Arthropoda; Insecta; Diptera; Culicidae. Gene Ontology annotation, molecular function: single-stranded telomeric DNA binding; ATP hydrolysis activity; double-stranded telomeric DNA binding. The record is from RefSeq and is a predicted model, not a curated record.